Prorocentrum cordatum is the source of this 987-nucleotide messenger RNA. The record is from the annotation of a GenBank genome assembly. NCBI's taxonomy places the organism in Eukaryota, Dinophyceae, Prorocentrales, Prorocentraceae.
CCAGGCGCGGCAGGAGCACCCCCCGCGGCAGCGCCCCGAGCGCCAGCGCGCCCCAGCAGCACCCCCCACAGACCGCGCCCCCCUUUGGUGCCGCCAUGGCCGCCCGCCGCGCCUCCGCCCUGACGCUCUCCGCCCUGGCCCUCGCGCUGCUCGCCCUGCCCUCCGCCUUCGUGCCCGCGCCGGCCGGGCCCUGCGAGUCCAGGCGCGGCGCCCUCGCCCUAGGCACCUUCGGGGCCGCGGCCUCCUCGGGGGUGCUGCCCGCGGCGGCGGAGAAGUCGAAGGACUACUUCAUCCUGCCAGAGCUCCCUGGCCCUUUCGAGGUGGAUCCCAAGGAGGCCAUCAUCGUCGGCGAUGCGGAAGCCCCACAGGCGAAGCAGGCCAGGGCCAAGGUUGAGUCGUUGUUGAAGGAGGCGGAGACCAUUCUCGCCAAGCUCGAAGAAGACCCACAGGCGGACGUCAGCUUCGCAGUCCAAGAGUUUGGCAUCGCGGACCUGCGCGUUGCGACGAACACCAUAAAUAAUCUGAUGGACGAGGCUACCGCGGCGGGCACGCAGCGGCUGCAGCGCCUGAUGAUCCACAACAAGUACCUCUACGAGGACGAGAUUCCCUUCCCGGUCUCCAAGAAGGGUGUCGUGCAGAAGCGCGGUCCCGCGCGCCUGGCCCGCAUACAGGCCAGCCUGAAGAAGUACGCCGAGUACUCGAGAGAGCUCCUGCAGUUCCUGUGAGCGUGGGGGGAGGACGAGGAGGGGAGCGCGGAGGAAGGUCCGCGCUGUGUGAUCUGUUUGAGGGGCUUCGGGGAGGCUCCUCAUUACCCUGGGCGAGGCUCGAAACACCGGUGAGGAUUAGCUACGAAUGCCUCUUGUGGUUGAGGGUGACGAGGAGUAUUCGAUCAAGUAGCGCUCGAAGAAUCUACCAUUGUUCCUGCGAGCGGAGGGCACAAGGUCCAGGCGCUUGUGCCAGAUUUUCGGUCUUCAGACCAAGUGGGCG